AUGGGUUUUGUUGAUGUUCUUCAAGGUGCUUUUGAUAAGCCUUCUAUUCCAUGGAAGACUAUAAUUACAGGGUUCACAGUGGCGCAGUUCGCGUUUGAAACCUAUUUGACUUAUCGUCAAUACGUGGCACUAUCCAAAAAGACGUUACCACCUGUGUUAGAGGGCGAGAUUGAUGAUGAAACAUUCCAAAAAUCGGAAGCUUAUGCUAGAGCUAAGUCCAAGUUUUCCAUUGUUUCUAACAUCAGUUCAUUGGUGCAGAAUUUGAUAUUUAUCAAAUUUGACGUACUUCCAACGUUGUGGAACUUAGGCAAUGUUUUGGCCAGUUAUUUACCAAGCAAGCUUAUAGCCACCUCUACAAUUGCUCAAUCCCUGUACUUUUUAAACGUCCUAACCGCUUUGUCAACCUUCACCAGCUUACCGUUAAGUUAUUAUCAACAUUUUGUGCUUGAAGAAAAGUUCGGCUUUAAUAAAUUGACUAUAAAAUUGUGGAUUACAGAUAUGAUUAAGAGUAACCUAUUAGGUUUAUUGAUUGGUACGCCAGUAUUGUAUUUGUUCUUGAAAAUCUUUGAAGUGUUCCCAUCCAAUUUCCUAUGGUAUAUUUGUUUAUUUGUUCUUGUCGUGCAGAUUCUUGCUUUGACUAUCAUUCCAGUAUUAAUCAUGCCAUUGUUCAAUAAAUUUACUCCUCUAGAUGAUGGUGAAUUGAAAACAGCUAUUGAACAAUUAGCAAAGAAGGUGGGCUUCCCAUUGGACAAGAUCUUUGUUGUGGACGGUUCCAAGAGAUCAUCUCAUUCAAACGCAUACUUCACAGGUCUCCCAUUUACCAGUAAACGUAUAGUGCUAUACGAUACUUUGGUCAAUGACUCAACCACGGAUGAAAUAGUAGCUGUCUUGGCCCACGAAAUUGGUCAUUGGCAAAAAUCUCAUUUGUUGCGUAUGCUAGCAUUUAGCGAAACCCACAUCUUUUUAGUGUUUUCUCUUUUCACUGCCGCAUAUCAAAACAACUCAUUGUACAACGCAUUCCAUUUCUUUGUUGGAUCCUCUACAUCUACCGAUUUCUCUAAAGUAAUCACCCCUCAGUUUCCGGUUAUCAUUGGUUUCCUUCUUUUCAAUGAUCUAUUACAACCUUUGGAUUGUCUAUCUACGUUCUUAACGAAUUUGGUAUCAAGAGCUCAUGAAUACCAAUCUGACGCAUAUGCAAAGGAAUUGGGUUAUGCAAACCAUCUAGCAAGAGCUUUGAUCAACUUACAGAUCAAGAACUUAUCAACUAUGAACGUUGAUCCACUAUAUUCAAGCUAUCAUUAUUCUCAUCCAACUUUGGCUGAAAGAUUGAUAGCCAUUGAAUACAAAAACGAAAAGAAGGCACAAUAA
Messenger RNA from Kluyveromyces marxianus DMKU3-1042, 1368 nucleotides. RefSeq names its product zinc metalloprotease (gene STE24). Gene Ontology annotation, biological process: CAAX-box protein processing. Gene Ontology annotation, cellular component: endoplasmic reticulum membrane. Lineage: Eukaryota; Fungi; Ascomycota; Saccharomycetes; Saccharomycetales; Saccharomycetaceae. The transcript has a single exon. The record is from RefSeq and is a predicted model, not a curated record. Gene Ontology annotation, molecular function: metalloendopeptidase activity. The coding region runs from base 1 to 1368 and encodes 455 amino acids.